Galdieria sulphuraria is the source of this 1659-nucleotide messenger RNA. Its product is annotated as epsin. The transcript has a single exon. Gene Ontology annotation, cellular component: plasma membrane; endosome; clathrin vesicle coat. The record is from RefSeq and is a predicted model, not a curated record. Gene Ontology annotation, molecular function: phospholipid binding; clathrin binding. Lineage: Eukaryota; Rhodophyta; Bangiophyceae; Galdieriales; Galdieriaceae. Bases 28 to 1386 code for a protein of 452 amino acids. Gene Ontology annotation, biological process: endocytosis.
UGAGGAGUUUGUGUCCGUCUAUCUUUUAUGGAUACUGUACGACAAUUGAAACACCGUAUAAAGAAUAUCAAGUGGAAGAACGUGAAACGUACAGCUUCCAUAGCCAAAGGCAAGGCUGUCUCCAAGGUGAAAGACUUUUAUAUGACAGACUUUGAAAACCGUGUACGUAAAGCGACUUCCAAUAGAAACUGGAGUGUUGGGUCGGUUGAACUGGCAGAAAUAGCACAGUACAGUUAUAACCCGUUGUUGUACAAAAUUAUGAUGGACAUAGUGUACAGUCGUUUAAAAGAUAAGGGACACAACUGGAGAAGAGUUUACAAGGCAUUGGAGCUAAUUCGUUAUUUAAUAUUGCACGGAGCACCAGGAGUACUCUUGGAUAUGCAACACAGCGUUCAUACCUUUGAAGCGCUCGAAAAUUUUCGUUAUGUGCAUCCUAAGACUGGUAAGGAUGUGGGUCAUAACGUGCGACUUAAGGCCAAGCAACUUGUUGACUUGAUAAGGGAUCGCAGGCUAUUGGAAAAGGAGCGAGAACAGAGUAGAGCUAUGCUAGACAAAAUAUCUCAAUCCAAAAGAGUUGCUUAUUCAAGCACUACUGCCUAUUUAGAUAAAAGUAAAGCCAAAGUGGAAGACACUCCUGGAGAACGUAUAUCUCAACGGCGUAUCGUUGUAGAUAAAGACUACAGUAUUCAUUCCAACGACGAUAUUGGCAGCGCCAGUAGUAACUACAGAGGUUCUAUUGGCUCCGAGAACAAGCGAAUGACAGUUCAAGCUACGUGUCACGACUCUCAUCUAUCGACCAACAAGCAGCAUCCUACUCAAGAACACUUGGAAAACGACUUAUUACUUUUGGACGAUUUAUCCCAAGAUGAUGAAGCCUCUGUCAGUGAGGAGUCCAUUCAUGAUGUAGAAAGUGACAAGGAUUUCGGGGAAUUUGUUGAGAGUUUAUCCGACAUGAAAUUGGAAGAAUCAUCAAGGAAAAGCGCUGACGAUUUCCUGACAGAUUUAAAGCUCCCAGAAGGGGCACCUGAUUGGCAACGAAGUACUUGUGAGAAUUCUAAUGAUCAGUUCGUUUCAAAAGUAAAAGCCAAUACCAGUACAAGAGAAAAUUUGCAGAAAACAAUGUCAGAGGACAAUGUUAUUACAACGAAGAUCGAAGAUGAUGUAUCCAAUGAAAUGAAUCGAAAUUCCAAGUUAGUUGCCAAAAGUCCUCCUAAUGACUCGAUUUCCAGUGGCAAGGGAACAAAGAAAAAAGCUUCGGAUUCUCAAAUUACCACUUUAGAUUCACGGCAAGUACGAGGCAUCACUUCUCAGGAGGACAAUCAAGACGAUCCAUUUGGUCAGCUUGUGAGUGAAUGGAUAAAUGCAUCACAUCCAAGUCAUCGGUAAAUAAACAAUUGCAUCUCUUAUUUAUUGUUACAACAGUUGUUUACUCUUGUAAGAAAGUUUGCGGUUGUUCGGUCAACUUGUAGCUUUCUUCUCUGUUUUGAUGUAAAAAGCAUUGGAUUCUAGUCCAUAAUACAUGAAUACAGUCCUCUAUAGUUGAAUUUGCAGUAUGUAAUAUAAUAUCGGGAUGUUCUGGAAUCUCAUAAGGAGAAUCGAUACCCGUGAACUGCUGAAUCUCACCGUUUCUAGCCUUGGCAUAAAGACCUUUUGGAUCUC